Prosopis cineraria is the source of this 1569-nucleotide messenger RNA. Its product is annotated as GDSL esterase/lipase 1-like. Gene Ontology annotation, molecular function: hydrolase activity, acting on ester bonds. The record is from RefSeq and is a predicted model, not a curated record. Lineage: Eukaryota; Viridiplantae; Streptophyta; Magnoliopsida; Fabales; Fabaceae. The transcript has 6 exons. Bases 168 to 1271 code for a protein of 367 amino acids.
UUUCUAAACCAUCCCUGUCUUCCUCCUCUCUCUUUCCCUCAGUCGCAGCGUCGGUCGUCUUGGCAGGUUGAAGAUAUUCGCUGGAUCUAACUAUUUUUAUUGCGGAUCUGAUAGUUCAGUAACUGCAGAAGCACGCCUAGGAUGAUGAGGUUGAUAACUGGGUCAAAAUGAAGGUGAGGAAAGAUGGUGUGUUGAUGUUGUGUGCGAUGAUCAUAUUUGUGGGAAGGGGCUACUCUGCUUCUGAGAAAUGUGUGGCAAGAAAACAGGCAGCUUUAUUUGUAUUUGGAGCUUCAUUAUUUGAUGUUGGAAGCAAUAACUACAUCAAUACCGUUCGUAAUGCCAGAGCUAAUUUCUGGCCCUAUGGGGAAUCCUUCUUUAAGUACCCUAGUGGCAGAUUUUCAAAUGGCCGUGUCAUUCCAGAUUUCAUUGCUGAGUAUGCAGACUUGCCAUUCACUCUUCCAUAUGCAUAUCCAAAUUACCAACAAUACACUCAUGGGGUGAAUUUUGCAUCAGGAGGAGCUGGUGCUCUCGUUGAACUUCACAAAGGAUACGUGACAGAUCUGAAGACCCAACUCGAAAACUUCAAAAACGUCAACAGAUUACUGAGGAAGAGACAUGGGGAUUCUGAAACAAAAAAUUUAGUUUCCAAUGCCAUAUAUUUAUUUAACAUAGGGUUCAAUGAUUACUCGGCCCGGGUCCUACAAAACUCAAGCCUCCUUUUGUCCUACACUCCUGAGAAGUAUGUUUCCAUGGUGGUUGGCAAUUUGACUCGUGUGGUCAAAGAGAUACACAAGAUUGGAGGAAGGAAGUUUGGGUUUCUGGGUAUGCCUCCAUUGGGAUGUGUUCCAUCUUUCAGGGUCCAUGCAAAUGGAAGUGAAGGUUCAUGCUUGGAGGAAGCAUCUACACUUGCAAAGCUGCACAAUACUGAACUUUCUGAAAAACUCCACAAGUUAGAGCGUUACCUUGAGGGAUUCAAGUAUUCAGUCACCCAUUACUAUGAUAUCUUCAUGGAGCUAAUGAACUUCCCUUCAAAAUAUGGUUUCAAAGAAGGGAAGGUGGCAUGCUGCGGAAGUGGGCCCUACAGGGGAUAUUACACUUGUGGAGGAAGAUUGGGAAAGAAGUAUGAGGUGUGUGAGAAUUCCAAUGAUCAUGUGUUCUUUGACUCCUCUCAUCCUACAGAAAGGGCCAAUCAGAUUUUUGCUCACCAAAUGUGGUUUGGAACUUCCAAUAGUACGGUCCCUUAUAAUCUAAAGACCUUAUUUCAACUCUGAACUCUGGGCAUUUGAACAGGAACUAGCAACACAGAUUACAGACUAUAUAGUAAAUCAAUAAAAAUAAGAUAUAUUCUGAUCUGUAAGUGCGCGCAAUGGGAAAUGUACCUUUCAAGUUCAUCAGUUCAGUUUCUUUUUUUCUUUGUUGUCGUCAGUAUCAAUAACUUGUUGGUCGUCAUAAGAAGUAGGAACAUUGCAAGGACCAAUUUGAGUGUAUUUUUAUGUAUUCUUUUUCAGUAAUCCAUCACAAAAAACUUGAAUAACCGAGUUUCAGUUAUUUGUAAACGUUAACCUUGAA